UCAGGUUACACCAAGUGAACCACAGCUCAAGGGGAUGUCAAAGAUGGAGGACGUCGCGUGAACCUGAUUUAAACGAGCAUAGCACUUCAGGUACAAAGCCUUGUCAGAUGGUAACAGACUGGACUUUAUUUGUUUAACGUGAAGAUGGCUCUGAACGAAAUGAGCCGCUGUGUUCGGCUGUUGUUCGGUCCAAUUCAACGAUGUCCUGUUGUGACUUCGAGGCAGACUGCUCGGUGUCUGAGUCAGGCGGCCACUCAGCCGGAGCCCACCGCGGAUGAAAACGAAUCGGUCAGUCCGACCUUUGUGAACAGGAACCCCCGGAACCUGGAGCAGAUGGCUCUGGCUGUGAAGGACCGGGGCUGGAAGACUACAUGGCCUCGCCAGGAGUUCUACCACAGGUUGAUGUUCUUUCGCAGCAAACGCCACGUCACGGCGGAGGUGUUCUCCACCGGCUCUACUGUUCCCGUACUGACCUGUUCCACCAAAGAGUGGGCAAUGAAGAGGGAACUGGCUUCCACAAACUCUGUAGUAGCGUGCCAAGCUGUGGGGGAGGUGCUGGCGAUUCGAUGCCGGCAGGCUGGCAUCACCAGGAUGGUGUACAAGGAGAUUCCCUGGACGUACCGCUGCGAUGCUGUUCAGGCGUUCAGAACUGCAAUAAAAGAGGGAGGAAUCAUUCUCAGUGAACCCAGGAGGAAAUAUAUCGGGACAUAAAUCUACUCCACCAGUUGUUUUGAUAAAUGUCCAUCACUUAUUACUGGACAGGUGUUCAGUGACAAUGUAGAAGAAAAACAAUGUUUCUUAUGGAUAAGUGUUUCAGAACCUACCUGUGCUGCUCUGGUGCAUUAUUAAAAGGAGAAAAACAAA
Messenger RNA from Nematolebias whitei (Rio pearlfish), 864 nucleotides. RefSeq names its product mitochondrial ribosomal protein L18 (gene mrpl18). Gene Ontology annotation, biological process: translation. The transcript is spliced from 4 exons. Bases 145 to 711 code for a protein of 188 amino acids. Gene Ontology annotation, cellular component: mitochondrion; ribosome. Lineage: Eukaryota; Metazoa; Chordata; Actinopteri; Cyprinodontiformes; Rivulidae. The record is from RefSeq and is a predicted model, not a curated record. Gene Ontology annotation, molecular function: 5S rRNA binding; structural constituent of ribosome.